AUGGCAAAGACACCGGGAAUCCUGUAUGUAACCAUGCAACCCUCGGCCACCCUCCCAGCAGCCGACUUUCACGACUGGUAUAAUAACGAACACGGACCCAAUCGCUUGCGCCUCCCUUUCAUCCACAACGGCUUCCGCUACCGUGCCCGCGACAUUGACGAGCAAGGAAAAGGCAAGCACGAAUGGAUGGCCAUCUACGAUACCGACGACAUGGACGCCUUCAAUUCAGAAGCGUACCUCGCUCUCCGUGGCGCUCCAAUUCAGACCCAACGUGAACGAGACAUUAGACCCAGCGUCGAUAUCGACAGAAGGAGUUUCGACCUCGUGAGCAGCAGACAAGCAGACGACUUCAAGAAACUGGAGAAGAUCGAACACUAUGGACAAGGCAAUGUCAUGGUAUCCGUGAGUCUGAGAUUGAAGCCCGGUCGCAAAGGUCAAGAGCUGGACAAAUGGUACAAUGAAGAGCACAUCGACAUGCUGUCCAAAGUGCCAGGUUGGCUGCGAACAAGACGCUACGUGACCGCCGCAAUCGACAAAAAGGACGAAGUGGAAUAUCUGGCUUUGCACGAGUACACACCAACCAACGGUCUCGGCGGCAAGGAAUGGCAAGCCACAAACAACACACCAUGGGCAAAGGACAUCAUGACCAACGUGGUGGCCCAAAAACUAAGACGCGAGUACGAGCUCUUCUACACUUUUGGCGCCGCCCCGCGCGACCUCCAGAACUUCGCCCUUGCAGGCUUCAAGAAAUGGGAUAGUCCAGCCACGCAAACCAGAACCUUUUCUACUGGCAAUGACGGCGGUGCAGUGGAAUCCUACAUUACGACCAGCGAUGGGGCAGAACUCCAAUACAGACUUGAAGGCUCGACAAAUCCCAAUGCACCACUGAUUGUACUCAGCAAUUCGAUUCUCACAUCCUAUGGCAUCUGGGAUCGUAUGGUGGACUCGUUCUUGGCAAAGAACAGCCAAUACCGUAUUCUGAGAUACAACACCAGAGGCCGCACGAGCAAAGCCGGCGACAAGCUCGUCACAAUGGACGUUUUGGCUUCCGACAUCAUUGCUCUGCUCGAUGAGCUCAAGGUGCCCCAGGCAGCAGCAAUAGUGGGCGUCAGCAUGGGCGGCGCAUCCGUGCUCAACGCUGCCCUGUCAUACCCAGACAGGAUCGCCUCGUUCAUGGCAUGCGACACCAACGACAAGAACCCCGAGGUCAACAGAAAGGCAUGGGGUGAGCGAGUGGCCAUGUGCGAGAAGGAAAAUGCCUCNGGGGAAGAAGGCGAGAAGAUUGUCGGAGACGAACUCGCCGAAGUCACAGUAAGAAGAUGGUUCGUCAAGGAGAGCUACGAUGGAGGUGACAUGGAGAAGGAGUGCGAGAGAGUCAAGAAGAUGGUUGUCAACAACAGUCUGGAAGGAUUCAGAAAGAGUGUGGAGGCACUGUGCGACUACAACUUCCAGCCGCACAUGAAGGGUGGAAAAGUAAAGGGUGUAUUUGUAGUUGGCAGCGGAGACGGAGUGCUGCCAAAGACUAUGAANGAGAUGGCUGCCAGAUAUGGCAGCGAUGGCGCAGAGUGCGUCGAGAUUGAGGGAGCGGGUCAUCUGCCCAUGGUGGAACAGCCAGACCAAGUGGCAGAGGUGCUUGGUAAACUGGUGGCUUCGUCGUCGUAG
Aureobasidium uvarum is the source of this 1662-nucleotide messenger RNA. The record is from the annotation of a GenBank genome assembly. Lineage: Eukaryota; Fungi; Ascomycota; Dothideomycetes; Dothideales; Saccotheciaceae.